Messenger RNA from Anisakis simplex (herring worm), 681 nucleotides. Lineage: Eukaryota; Metazoa; Nematoda; Chromadorea; Rhabditida; Anisakidae. The record is from the annotation of a GenBank genome assembly.
AUGAAUGCUGCGAAUUAUAAAUUGCGACGUUAUGGCGCAAGAGCAUUCAAUGCAAUUGAUGGCUUUGAGCAGGAAGAGACGAUUUCCCGUCGUGAUAUCGAUGAUGCUGAGCAACGAUUUUUUGACUCAACAGCAUAUCGGUGUUGUUUUUCGAUUUUUCAUGCGAAAAUUGGCACAUUUGUGGUUGUUACACUUGUCUUUCAUGAAAUUGUUAUCGGAAUUCUUUACCUUCUCUCGCGAGAUGAGUUCAAAUAUCACAAUUUCAACGCUGGUUUCUCGAUCGUUUUUUUAUGUCGUAUAUUGCAAUUGCCUUUUGCUGGAAUCAUGUAUUUGGCGCUUUGGCAACAAAAGCGAACACUUAUUAUACCAUUCGCCGUUUCGCAGCUCACGUUGGGUUGUUUCGCAGAUAUCUCAUCGUUGGUGAUGUUGAUUUACGACGAGUUUAGAGAACCGCAUUCAUCGUUGCCAUUCACUGGUUCAUUGCGCUCGUUGAAUCUUGUUCUGCCAUUGUUUAUUUAUACUGUUCUUGUGGUAUGUCUGAUGGGAGUACUUUACCAAUGUUCAGUGUAUUUCCGUGAUAGAUGCGCACAUGAACGACGUAGAAAGCAAUUAAAGCAACAGAACACUGAGUUGGAGCUUGCACUCGGACGGGUUGAUGAAGUUCAGGAACCUCUUGGAUAG